AUGUUCAGCAAACUUUUUCUCUAUUUCAGUCCGAUCUCGACCGUAACGAAUCCUGAAACUCAGAAAACUCCAUGGCGUUCGAUAUGGCUCUGCAAUGUCCUUCAGCUUCUGAAUGGAAUUCAAUUUUCGAUUCUCUUCACGUCGAUGUGGCCAUUUCUAAAAACUGUUAGGAACACAACGCUCUUAUAUUUUACCGAUUUUGCAGAUCGCAAAAUCGACAGUACGGCAGAUUUGAAUUUCUAUGGAUGGAUUACAGCGAUUUUCCCAUUGGGUCAAACCUUGGGAUCAUUUCUGUUUGGAUUGUGGGAUCAGAAGAGUAAACGCGCCAAGGAUCCAACAGCGAUGGGUGUUGCAUUAAUGGGGGUGGGUAAUUUGUUGUAUGGAAUAUUACCAGUGUUCAAGAGUGGCGCUAAAUGGAUUAUGCUCAUAGCGAGAUUUGUUGUUGGAUUUGGCUCAGGGAAUCUAAGUGUGCUACGCUCGUAUGUGGCGACUGGUGCAAGGCCUGAAGAUCGCGUUAAGGCACUUUCGAUUGGCUUCGGAAUGUUCGUUCUUGGCCUCUCGCUUGGACCAGUUGUCAUGUUGAUAUUCACACCACUCGGACCGAGCGGCUUCUAUCUGGGCACUCUGCAAGUUUCAAUGUAUAAUCUACCAGCGUUCAGUAUGGUUCUUGUUGGAAUCGUAUCUCUACUACUUCUCUAUACUUGCUUUCAAGAGGUUUACGCCGGAAUCAUUACGGUGGAUGAAUCGAAGGGUUAUGAUAAACGAAAGAUGAUAUGCUUUGGAAUGUGUGUGUUCAUCCUUUAUCAUCUUCUCAUGUUACCAUGGCCUUUUUAUCGUGGAAUGUCGGAUUCACUUGUCGCAAAUACAAGUGCUGGAAAUGAUUGUCUACAUUAUGACUGGUGUAAAUCCACGAAGAAGAUUCCUUUACCCGUAUUCAUUAUCACCACAGUUGUGUUCACUGGAAUGGCCUUUUCAACAGUAGGAGCAUCAAGUGGUGCACUUUUUUCCGAAGUCCUUGGCCCAAGGAAUCAGUAUCAAUUAUUCAUGAAAUUGCACGCUGCUUUUGAACAUUGCCAUAAUUUUGCACAGGGAUUCAUGCAAGGAUUGUUCGCGUUUUUCGGAAGUGCUGGACGCUUUGUUGGACCGAUUAUAUCCACAGCAAUUUUCCAAAGUGUUGGCUAUAUGGUGCCAAUGCUAAUGCUACUCGCAAUGGUUGUGAUAAUUACCGGUGUUGUAAUCAUUUUCCAUAAACGACUCGUUCCUCUGAGUCCAGUUUCGGCGGUCACAGAAUUGGAAGCUCGCAAAUCACCAUGGUUUUCCAUAUGGCUUUGCAAUAUCCUUCAACUGCUCAACGGGAUUCAAUUUUCAAUUCUGUUCACAUCAAUGUGGCCAUAUCUCAGAAUCCUCGACUCAUCAGCAGAUUUGAAUUUCUACGGAUGGAUCGUAGCAGUAUUUCCACUCGGUCAAACCAUCGGAUCCUUUCUUUUCGGUGUUUGGAAUCAAAAAACCAAAUCUGCUAAACAUCCAACUGCUGUCGGUGUUAUAAUAAUGGGUGUGGGCAAUUUACUUUAUGGAACACUGCCUUUAUAUCGUCGCGGUGCUAAAUGGGCCAUGCUGAUUGCAAGAACCGUCACAUUUGAAGGUAAUCUGAGUGUUUUGCGGACAUACGUUGCAGUGGGUGCAGCGCCUAAAGAUCGAGUAAGUGCCCUGUCGUUUGGCAUUGCGCUGUUUGUGCUUGGACUUUCGAUUGGACCCGUUGCUAUGGUAUUAUGCAUUUUUCAUUUAUUGAUGUUCACGCCUCUUGGAGAGGAGGGUUUCUAUCUGGGAGCGUUACGAAUCUCUAUGUACAAUUUACCAGCAUGGGCAAUGGUUAUUGUUGCGCUUGUAUCGUUGUUACUUUUGUACACUUGCUUCCAAGAGAAGUACGCCGGCAUUCUUACAAAUAAAGACGAUCAAGGUCAGUUGUACUUAUCAUUUAUAUCAUAUGCAUAUAUUUUGCCGUGA
Messenger RNA from Anisakis simplex (herring worm), 2004 nucleotides. NCBI's taxonomy places the organism in Eukaryota, Metazoa, Nematoda, Chromadorea, Rhabditida, Anisakidae. The record is from the annotation of a GenBank genome assembly.